Lathyrus oleraceus (garden pea) is the source of this 939-nucleotide messenger RNA. RefSeq lists its product as uncharacterized. The coding region runs from base 1 to 939 and encodes 312 amino acids. The transcript is spliced from 3 exons. The record is from RefSeq and is a predicted model, not a curated record. NCBI's taxonomy places the organism in Eukaryota, Viridiplantae, Streptophyta, Magnoliopsida, Fabales, Fabaceae.
AUGCAGAUGUUUGUGAAUGGUCUAAAAAUAAAGACCAAACAACUAAUUGAUACCGCAGCCGGUGGUUCCACAAAUUUUUCAACAACCACAGGUAUCAAGAAGAUCAUUGAAGUUAUUGCUGCUAAUAAGCACAUGGAGUUGUAUGAUAGGUGUCAAAGCAAACUAGAAGGGGUGAUAGAUUUAAAGCUGGAAACUAAUAAAAUUCGUAUUGAAGACACUAUACCUGCUGAAGUUGAUAAGAAAUUGAAGGUGGAAGAAAUCAAAUUCUUGAAGAAAAAUAAUCCUUACUCCAACAAAUAUAACCCGGGGUGGAAAAAUCAUCCCAAUUUCUCAUGGAAAGAUCAAAAAGCGAUCGCCCCUCAACAUGGUCAGUACCAAACUCAAUAUCAGCAACAUCAACAGCAACAGAUACCUAAGAAAGCUGAGUGGGAGAUUGCCAUUGAAAGAAUGGCAACUUAUCAUGUUCAAUUUCAAGCACAAGGUGUUCUACCUAGUGCAAUUGUGCCCAAUCCUAGAGAGCAUCAUAACGGUAUGAAGAUUCCGAUAAAGGAGGAAGAUCGAGGAGCUGUUACCAUCUCGUGUACUAUUGGAGAUAGGUCGUUCAACAAAGCUCUUAUUGAUCUGGGAGCUAGUGUGAGUCUCAUGCCAUUAUCCAUUUACAAGAAGCUUGGUAUAGAGGUGGUGCAAGAUACCAGGAUGACACUCCAAUUCGCAGAUUAUUCGGUCAAGAAACCGUAUGGUAUUGUUAAAGAUGUCCUGGUGAAAAUUGACAAAUUUGUAUUUCCGGUCGAUUUUUUAAUUCUAGAGAUGCCGGAAGAUGAAGAGAUCACUCUCAUUCUUGGUAGACCCUUUUUGGAGACGGGAAGAUGUGUAAUCAACAUAGAAGCAGGAACCAUGACGUUGAAGGUUUAUGAUGAGGAAGUGAAAAUCAAUGUUUGA